This is a messenger RNA of Antrostomus carolinensis (chuck-will's-widow), 1446 nucleotides long. RefSeq names its product neurogenic locus notch homolog protein 1-like. Gene Ontology annotation, molecular function: calcium ion binding. The transcript is spliced from 9 exons. Lineage: Eukaryota; Metazoa; Chordata; Aves; Caprimulgiformes; Caprimulgidae. Gene Ontology annotation, cellular component: protein-containing complex; plasma membrane. The annotation marks the transcript as partial. The record is from RefSeq and is a predicted model, not a curated record. Gene Ontology annotation, biological process: heterophilic cell-cell adhesion; establishment or maintenance of epithelial cell apical/basal polarity.
GUUUACGGUGCACGCAGCUUGCCGAAUCCUGCCUCAACGGAGGCAAGUGUGAAACUUUUCUCAACGGGACAGAGGUGUGCCAGUGUAGCAGUGCCUACGUGGGUGAGCGGUGCCAGUUGCCCAACCCCUGCCUGAGCUCCCCCUGCAAGAACGCCGGCACCUGCAUCCCAGCAGUGCGCGGCAGCACCGUGGACUACACUUGUGUCUGCCGCCUGGGCUUCACCGACGAGCUCUGCUUGACGCCCCGCGACAACGUCUGCCUCAGCAACCCCUGUCGUAAUGGAGGCACCUGUGACCUGCUGACACUCAGCGAGUACAAGUGCCGCUGCCCGCCGGGGUGGUCAGGCAAAACCUGCCAGCAGGCUGACCCCUGUGCCUCCAACCCCUGUGCCAACGGGGGCCAGUGCGUCCCCUUCGAAGCCCACUACGUCUGCCGCUGCACUGCCGGCUUCCACGGGGCCAACUGCAAGCAGGACGUGAACGAGUGUAGCAUCUCACCACCCGUCUGCAAGAAUGGCGGGAAAAAAAACCCCAACGGGGGGGGCCCCUACCAGGGCUCCUGCAAGCCGGCAUACACCGGGCAGAACUGCGAGCACCUCUACGUGCCCUGCAACCCCUCGCCUUGCCAGAACGGGGGAACGUGCCGCCAGAUCGGAGACACCACCUACGACUGCACAUGCCUGCCGGGGUUCACGGGCCAGAACUGUGAAGAGAACAUCAAUGACUGUCCAGGCAACAACUGCAAGAAUGGUGGUACCUGCGUGGAUGGUGUCAACACCUACAACUGUUUGCUGUGCCACCUCGAUGACGCCUGCAUCAGCAACCCCUGCAAUGAAGGCUCCAACUGCGACACCAACCCCGUCAACGGCAAAGCCAUCUGCACGUGUCCUUCAGGGUACAUGGGGCCAGCCUGCAACCAGGACGAGCCAACCCUUGUGAGCAUGCGGGGAAAUGCAUCAACACCCAGGGGUCCUUCCAGUGCCAGUGUCUGCAGGGCUACUCGGGCCCAUGUCAAUGAGUGUCUCCCCAACCCCUGCCAGAACGAUGCCACCUGCCUGGACCAGAUUGGGGAGUUCCAGUGCAUCUGCAUGCCUGGUUACGAGGGGAUUUACUGUGAGAUCAACACGGAUGAGUGUGCCAGCAGCCCCUGCCUGCACAACGGCAACUGCCUCGACAAGAUCAACGAGUUCCACUGCGAGUGCCCCACCGGCUUCAAUGGGCACCUGUGCCAGUUCGACAUCGACGAGUGUGCCAGCACUCCCUGCAAGAACGGUGCCAAGUGUGUGGAUGGUCCCAACACCUACAGCUGCGAGUGCACCGAAGAGUUACUAACAAGUGCCCACCUCCUGUGCCAGUUCGACAUCGACGAGUGUGCCAGCACUCCCUGCAAGAACGGUGCCAAGUGUGUGGAUGGUCCCAACACCUACAGCUGCGAGUGCACCGAAG